AUGUUUCACCCUCGUUUACUUCUGUUGUCUUUGGUUCAACUUUUGCUCACCUCGGCAUUUGACAUAAACGCUAAAGAUAACGUCGCUGUGUAUUGGGGCCAAGCCUCUGCAGGCACUCAAGAAUCGUUAGGUACUUAUUGUGCUUCGGACAAUGUUGAUGUUGUCGUCUUAUCCUUCCUAUACCAGUUCCCUGACAACCUAGCUAUUGAUUUUGCUUCUGCUUGCUCAACCACCUUUGACGAUGGUUUAUUGCAUUGUCCUUCAAUUGCAGCUGACAUCGAAUCCUGUCAAGCCAAAGGCAAGAAAGUGUUUUUGUCAUUAGGUGGUGCCAUUGGAUCAUAUGGUUUUACUGACGACAGCCAGGCUGAAGAAUUUGCUACUACCUUGUGGAAUACCUUUGGUGAAGGUACCGCAGACAAUGUUGAAAGACCAUUCGACACUGCUGUCGUCGAUGGUUUCGAUUUCGAUAUCGAAAACAAUAAUCCAACCGGAUACGCUAGUUUGGCUACUAAACUAAGAUCAUUGUAUGCAAAGGGAUCAAAAGAUUAUUACUUAGCAGCUGCUCCUCAAUGUGUCUACCCAGAUGCCUCCGUGGGUGAUGCCUUGGCUAACGCUGACAUUGAUAUCGCCUUUGUUCAAUUCUACAACAACUACUGUAAUGUUGAUAAACAAUUCAAUUGGGAUACUUGGGCUGACUUCGUUGAAAACACUUCUCCAAAUAAGGAUAUUAAAUUGUACUUGGGUCUGCCAGGUGCUGCUUCCGCUGCUGGUUCUGGUUAUAUUUCCGACUUAAGUCUAUUAAAAUCCACCGUUCAAACAAUUGGUGAGAACUCACAUUUCGGUGGUAUAAUGCUAUGGGAUGCAUCUCAAGGAUUUACCAAUCAGGUUGAUGGUGAACCAUACGUUGCCCAAGUAAAGAGUAUUUUGGAAGCAAACACAGAUUCCACUUCUUCUCAAAGUGCAACUUCCUCUGUCCAAUCAAGUUCCUCUACUGCAACUACUCCUGACAGUACUUUAAUUACCUCUACUUCAUCUAAAGCUUCCUCAAUUUCUCAAAUCUCAUCUACCACCCAACAGGGAGUCGAGCCAACCACCACAUCUGGUUCUACUUCUUCUCCAGAUUCCAUCAGUUCUACUACAACGAUUUCUUCGACAAAAACUGUUGUGAACGGCAAAGUCAGUAUCGCUAGUUCUACUGACGUAACAACAUCUCAACAAGCAGUAACACAGUCUACUGCUAUCAGUGUCACUAGCUCAACCGAGGUAACCACAUCUCAACAGCCAACAACGAAGUCUACAACGACUUUACAACCUACCACCACUGCCGCACCAACUACAAUUCCAGAACCAUCCAGAACAACUCUACAGCCCAGUACGACUCAAUCAAGCGACUCAACUCAAUCUACUGACUCCUGGGCUGUUACAAGAGCUAAAGAAUUAAACGAACAAUUUGUAAAGGGUGAGUUAAAUGGUAAGGACUCUUGCUCGGAUGGCGAAAUCUCAUGCACUGCUGAUGGUAAGAUUGCCAUCUGUAACUACGGAGCAUGGGUUUAUACAGAAUGUGCUGCUGGUACAACAUGUUUUGCAUAUGACUCUGGUGACUCCGUGUACACUUCCUGUAACUUCACUUAUUUGAAACCAGACGUGGUUUUCUAA
Messenger RNA from Kluyveromyces lactis, 1656 nucleotides. It is a transcript of the gene CTS1, whose product is annotated as chitinase. Gene Ontology annotation, biological process: chitin catabolic process; carbohydrate metabolic process. Bases 1 to 1656 code for a protein of 551 amino acids. Gene Ontology annotation, cellular component: extracellular region. Lineage: Eukaryota; Fungi; Ascomycota; Saccharomycetes; Saccharomycetales; Saccharomycetaceae. The transcript has a single exon. The record is from RefSeq and is a predicted model, not a curated record. Gene Ontology annotation, molecular function: chitinase activity; chitin binding.